This is a messenger RNA of Rotaria sp. Silwood1, 1359 nucleotides long. The record is from the annotation of a GenBank genome assembly. NCBI's taxonomy places the organism in Eukaryota, Metazoa, Rotifera, Eurotatoria, Philodinida, Philodinidae.
AUGAUUCAAGUCCAAAAAUCAGAAUUAUCGGGUCAUUGUGCUGGUAUUACUAGUGUCAUUGAAAACGAUCUUCUUGCUAAACGUCCAGUAGUGAUUAUUCACGGUAGUGGUCGUUUGGCUACUGCAAUUGGUAAUUUAUUGGAGUUGACACGUGAUCAAACUACUAUUGGAACAAAUGAAAUUAAGCAACAAUUGGAAAAAGUCAUUGUAUCACAUCGUACAAAAGAACUCUCAGAUGUACAGUUACAACAAAUUCAAUUUAUUUUGAUGUCCGAGAAUCGACCGUAUUUGAGUGUAUUUCGGCUUGAUGACAAUGCAAGUCUCACUGAUACUAUUUUCUUAGCUGUUUUUAAAGCUCAAAUGCAUCGUGAAAAUAAAGAAACAACACAUAAUAACAAAGAUCAACGCUCCGCUCGCGUUAAGAAUAUGCUGGAUUUAGCUGUUUUGUGGAACUAUGUUAAUGGUAUUAAUGAUGUGCUUGAAAACAAAGAGACCAUUAAUUACGAUCGAACAUGGGACACAGAUUUGUUUGAAAAAGCCUUGAUGACCAAUCGACCAGCAUUUGUCGAUUAUUUUCUUCGAAGACAAUAUGAUGUGCUCGAAACAAAGGAGUAUAUCGAGUUUAUCGAUCGCGGUGAACGUAUUCCACAGAUCUGUGCUGCACUUCGUGCUAUGAUUUUAUCGUCACUACUGACUGACAUGGAUUCAGUAACGACUGAGAUGAAUAAUAAUGGAGAUGAAAUUUCAACUAGUGAUGUAGCUGAAAAUGAAGACGAUACUGCAAAUGUGCGUGCUGCAUUUGGUCGCAAAUUUGUCAUUGAAAAGCUGUAUGCAAAUCGAAUCGAUCAUCUUAAGCUUAAAUCUCGGAUAGCUGUAGCUCUUGUGGCUGCUGGCAUCACUCGUCAAUUGAUGUCCACUACACCUGAAUAUUUAGAUCAAUUACACAAGUUCCAAAAACAAUCUAAAGACUAUGAACAAUUUGCUACAGCAUGCAUUGAUGCUUGCUACCAACGAAGUGAAAGAUACGCUUGUCAACUACUUUUACGAGAAAUUCCAUUCCUUGGAAAUAUAACUUGCAUGCAAGUAGCUAUUUCGUUUCGUAUCAAAUCAUUUAUUAAUAGUCGUUGCUUUAAUCAAGUACUUAAUCGACAAUGGUUUUCGGAAACAGACGAAUUGAAAGCAGAAAUCGAAGCUUUAAAACGUAAAAGCAAUCAAAUGUAUACUACCAUUGAUACCAUGAAUGCUCAAUCAAAGCGAAUGAUUCCUGCAACGAAUUGGAUGAUGAAAGCUAUGGAUCGAGUGAAAAUGUCAUCACAACGACCGCCACCAUUUGUAUUUUCAUCAAGUUCUGAAGCUUGA